This is a messenger RNA of Nicotiana attenuata, 1847 nucleotides long. RefSeq names its product chaperone protein dnaJ A6, chloroplastic-like. Lineage: Eukaryota; Viridiplantae; Streptophyta; Magnoliopsida; Solanales; Solanaceae. Gene Ontology annotation, cellular component: cytoplasm. The transcript is spliced from 8 exons. The coding region runs from base 218 to 1552 and encodes 444 amino acids. Gene Ontology annotation, molecular function: heat shock protein binding; ATP binding. Gene Ontology annotation, biological process: response to heat; protein refolding. The record is from RefSeq and is a predicted model, not a curated record.
GUAUAACUGCAGAUAGGUUGGUAUUCUCGAAACCCCUUUUCCUCUCUCCUCUCUUCGGAGCCUCAUCUUCCGCUCUUUCCAGAAGCAUAACUUCUCAAUUACUGCUCUCGAGUCUCAACCACCACACUAUCGCCGCCGUCUUCGUUGCCGCAGCGGCCACUCGCUGCACGUAUUUAUCACAGAGCUCCGGCCAAAUAGCUCAGUCACAGUAUAUUGGAUGGCAAUCAUACCUUGUGGAAGCACAUGGGUCGCCCAGUGGGGAGUUCAGCCUCAGUUUCUGCCAAAAUCUUAUGUUAUCAAUAAAUUAACAGCAUCUCCAUUUUGUUUCUCAAGCAAGAUAAGGGCAUUGGCAUCCCCAAGUUCAACCCUUUUUUGUCAAGAUUCCCUGCAAGCACUUUUCAGUUCAGUGUCAAGCAAGAAUCGGUAUCAACGAAGGGGGACCCGAUUAGUUGUUAGAGCUGAAAAAGAUUACUAUAAUGUCCUUGGUGUAUCUAAAAAUGCUAGCAAGUCAGAAAUAAAAAGUGCAUAUCGAAAGCUUGCAAGGAGUUAUCAUCCUGAUGUGAACAAAGAAGCUGGAGCUGAACAGAAAUUUAAGGAGAUCAGCAAUGCUUAUGAGGUUUUGUCCGAUGACGAGAAACGUUCCAUAUAUGACAAAUACGGGGAGGCUGGCCUUAAAGGAGCUGGCAUGGGUGGCAUGGGGGAUUUUAGCAAUGCCUUUGAUUUGUUCGAGUCUUUGUUCGACGGCUUUGGUGGUAUGGGUGGCAUGGGUAUGGGAGGCAGAGGUUCACGGAACCGGGCCACCGAAGGUGAAGACCAGGGCUAUAAUCUGGUGUUGAAUUUCAAAGACGCUGUAUUUGGUGUUGAGAAGGAGAUCGAAAUAAGCAGGCUUGAAACUUGUGGCACCUGUGAUGGAUCAGGUGCAAAACCUGGGACUAAACCAUCGACAUGUAAUACUUGUGGUGGACAAGGGCAGGUUGUUUCGUCAGCAAGAACCCCACUGGGUGUUUUCCAGCAGGUGACAACAUGCUCUGCUUGUGGAGGGACUGGAGAAAUCUCUACUCCUUGCAGCACCUGCAAUGGUGAUGGCCGAGUGAGGAAGUCAAAGCGCAUUAGUUUGAAAGUUCCACCUGGUGUAGAUUCAGGUAGCCGUUUAAGGGUUCGUUCAGAAGGUAAUGCAGGAAGGAGAGGUGGACCCCCUGGAGAUCUUUUUGUCAUGAUUGAAGUUCUCCCAGAUCCUGUACUAAAACGGGACGACACCAAUAUUCUUUACAAUUGCAAAGUUUCUUACAUCGAUGCGAUUCUGGGUACAACUAUGAAGGUUCCUACAGUAGAUGGGAUGGUUGAUCUAAAAAUUCCAUCAGGUACUCAGCCAGGGACGACAUUGGUGAUGGCCAAAAAAGGGGUGCCAUACCUCAGCAAACCGAAUAUGAGGGGUGAUCAAUUGGUGAGAGUGCAAGUAGAGAUUCCAAAACGGUUGAGCAGUGAAGAGAGAAAGCUCAUAGAAGAACUUGCCAAUCUAAACAAGGGUAAAACUCCCAACAGUGUGAGAUAGCUCGUAGCUGAAGCAACUACUGAGUUGUUUUCACUUUUAAUACUCUUCCAAAAUAUUCUUGUGCUUUGGGUUUAAGAUACUUCUGCUGUUUGCUCUACAUACAUGCACCGACGAUAUUAGCUUUGGUUCCUCAAUGAUUCUAUGUAGCAUAGUUGUAGUCAUAGGCAAUUUUGAGGGUUGAUUAUGUAUAAUGUACAAUUUCAACACCCAGCGAAAUGCUGGGAAAGAACAAGAGGGACAAAUAAUGAUGUUCCAAUAUUCAUUCUAGAUUUAACCAUUUGCUUCUCCAUCAAAA